CUCGGCGGUGGCGGCGGCGUUUCCUGGUUACGAUGGGCAGCCAGGAAGUGCUGGGCGAAGCCGCUCGGCUCGCCUCGUCCUCUCUCUUACUGCAGGUAUUAUUUCGAUUCAUCACCUUUGGGUUGAAUGCAUUUACUCUUCGCUUUCUUUCAAAGGAAAUUAUUGGAAUAGUGAAUGUAAGGCUGACAUUGCUUUACUCUACCAUCAUUUUCCUAGCGAGAGAAGCGUUCCGGAGGGCAUGUUUGAGUGGAAGCACGCAACGCAAUUGGACCAAAACAAUCAACCUCUUGUGGCUCACAGUCCCCUUGGGUGUGUUUUGGUUCUUGUUCCUGAGCUGGGUCUGGCUCCAAUUGCUGGAAGUUCCCGAUCCUAGCGUGGUCCCCCAUUAUGGGAUUGGAGUGCUGAUGUUUGGCCUUUCUGCAGUGAUCGAACUCUUGGGAGAAGCUUUCUGUGUCUUGGCUCAAGCACAUAUGUUUGUCAGGCUUAAGGUGAUUGCUGAAAGCCUUUCAGUAAUUUUUAAGUGUGUCUUGACAGCCAUUUUAGUGGUGUGGUUGCCUGCCUGGGGAAUUUACAUCUUUUCUUUCGCCCAGCUUUUGUACACCACUGUUUGGGUCCUCUGCUAUGUCAUAUAUUUCAUGAAAUUAUUGAGUUCUCCAGAAUCAACAGAGAAAUCUCUUCCUGUCUCUAGAAUGACAGACAUGUUUCCUAAAAUCAUGGAAAAUGAGACUUUUGUGAAUUGGAAAGAAGCUAAACUGACCUGGAGCUUUUUCAAGCAAUCCUUCCUGAAACAGAUUUUGACGGAAGGGGAGCGAUAUGUAAUGACUUUUUUGAAUGUGUUAAAUUUUGGAGACCAAGGCGUGUAUGACAUAGUGAAUAACUUGGGUUCACUUGUGGCCAGGUUGAUUUUUCUGCCCAUUGAGGAGAGUUUUUACAUUUUCUUUGCUAAGGUGCUCGAGAGGGGAAAACCUGUAAAGCUUCAGAAACAGGAAGAUAUUGCUGUGGCAGCCACUGUUUUAGAGUCGCUGCUGAAGCUGGCACUCCUGAUUGGCCUGCUCAUUACUGUUUUUGGUUAUGCCUAUUCUCAGCUGGCUUUGGAUAUUUAUGGAGGGCCCAUGCUCAGUUCUGGAUCAGGUCCUACUCUCUUGCGUUGCUAUUGUUUAUAUGUCCUCCUGCUUGCUGUGAAUGGAGUAACCGAAUGUUUUACAUUCGCUUCUAUGAGCAAAGAAGACGUGGACAGGUACAACUUUGUCAUGCUGGCUUUGUCCUUCACGUUUUUAUGCUUCUCCUACUUCCUGACCCACUGGCAGGGCAGCGUGGGCUUUAUUUUUGCAAAUUGCUUUAACAUGGGGAUUCGGAUCACCCACAGCAUUCACUACAUCUACAGCUACUACAGAGAGAGCCCUCACAGGCCCUUGGUGGGCCUUCUCCUUUCGCCGUGGCUGAUCCUGGCCUAUGUGAUCAGCGGCGUUCUCACGGCUACGUCGGAGGUAUUUCUCUGCUGUAAGAGAGGCUGGCUGGCAAGGUUGCUGCAUAUCGCUGUGGGGGUUUUAUGCUUGGGAGCUACCCUCACGAUGAUAUUCUUCAGAGAGACCAAACUGCUUCAUUUUGUUAGAACUCAGUUCCUGCCCAGAUAUACCAAGAGAAAGAUCUGAACAAGCCGUUAAUCAGUUCUUAUAAACACCUAUUCACAUAUAUUUAUAUAUACUGGAUGGGUAUGUGGUAUACAUGCGUAUUUCCUGUUUAAAGGAAGAUUAACAAUGUUUAAGAACCCAGUGAGGUUCCGAUAUACACAAAUCUAAGGACUUUAAGCAACCAAGACCGAGGAUCUGAAGUAUGUCGAGGAAAAUAUUUGGUUUACACUUUGAAGUAACGAGACAUUGGAUUUUGCAACAAAGCCACCUAAUUCUCAUGUAGCAGAAGUAAUUAUUCCUUUAUCAUUUGGUCUAAUCAAUAUUUUUUCCUUUUCGGCUUUGAAAUACCUAGACUGUAAACCAACUACUGUACAGAAAACUCAGUACCUCUGGAGUUAAAAUAGUUGCAGAGCCCACCCAAAAAUGAUGCCGUUUUUACUGACCUUGGAAAUUUUUGUGAGGAAUUUAUUUCCCUAAGAAGGAAGAACACACAUGGUUAUCAAUCCAAAAUAUGAAGAAACGACAACCCCCAAAAAGAGCCUUUAUGUGGUGACUUUUGUGACAACUAUCAUUGUCACGUUUUAGCCGUUAGAGCAAAAGCAGUAAGUUAUUUACGAAAUGACUCAAGAAAUCUUUUGGAAAAACACCAUUUCAAGAUAUUUGAAUUUAUCACAGCAAAUAAGAAACUGAAAAAAGUAAAUUGUAUCUUUUGUGUGGACUGCACGAAGUUGUACAGGCAGAAAAUGCUAACAGGUUAGAGAAGAGUAUAGGUAAAUUCAGGGCAGAGGCUCUCAUAAGAGCGUGUUAGGGGCCAAAAUUAGGAUUCUUAGGUGAACAGAAGAACAUAGACUAACAAAGCACCAAACAAGGAAACCUCUGGUUUUUUCUUCAACUUCCCUGGAUCUCUGUUUUAACUGACAGCGUCUUUUGAAAUUUUCACCUGCUGAAUCUUCCAAAUUCGUUUUAAAAAAUUGACCUUAGUCAAUUAUAAAUCUAAGCUUUGAAAGGUUAAGAAUACUCUGUGUCCUGUGUCACUUGAGUACCCUACUUUUUAAUCAAUAAUCAUUUUCUUCCUCUCGCUGUAAUCAUGUAAACAAGGUGUAAAUCAAACUGUGUUAAUUCCCUUAUUUUAGGAAGUAUAAAAUCUUCUGAAAAAAAUGAAAUAUUGCAUUGAUUUUAGUGAGGAUAAUGGAGGUAGAGUAGAGAAGCUUGAAUCUAAGAAUAUGGUCCAGCCAGCCUAGGAUUAUGUCUCCAACACAGGCAACAUGAGGCUUGGAGGAACCAGGUGAUGGUUACCUGCCUUAACAUCUCUUCUUACGGUUUAGGGAUAUACCAUCCGACGUCUCCAACUUUUCUCUCUAGUAACCCAUUAAGGUCCUCCUAUCCAUGAAUAUAUCCAAACCCUUCUUGAACAUAUUGAUGUGUUCAGCCUGCACAUCUUCCUUACUAAUGAAUUCCAUCUUUACAACCUGCUGCAUGAAGUGGGUGGGUUUUUUGUUGUUUGAUUUGAACCUACCACCUUCAAACUUGAGUAAGUGUGCCCCUUCACCACCCCCAUCCAGAUGAUGUGAGAUUUAAUGAACAGCAAUUCCAUAUUCACCCUAUCCCCCAUUUCAUGGCUUUGUAAACUUGAAUCAUGUCCCCUCUCAGCCGUCCUUUUUCCAGACUGAAGAGUCUUCAUCUUUUCCGUCUCAUAAGGAAGCUGCACCAUCUCCCUAUCAUUUGGGUCGCCUCUUUCUCUCUACCAUCUUCAGAUCUAUUCUACCCUUCUUGCGGCGUGCCAACCUACAAUGCACACGGUAAUCGAGGUGAAGCACUGUGGUUUUCAAAGAUGUGUUCUUUGCUUUGUUUUCUCUCUCCUUCCCAAAGAUGGCUGGCAUUUGCCUCUUUUUUUUGCCUGCCGCUGCAUGUUAAAGCAAUGACUUAAGAGACCAGGCUAUAUCAACUGCAGCUAUCUUUCCCCACUCAUGGAUGUCAGCUCAGAGCCCACUCUCAUGCAGCUAUAAUUCUGAUUACUUUUCCCUAGGUGCAUUACCGUGCACUUGCUCAGGUCAAAACUCAUCUGCCAUUUUUCAGCCCACUCGUUCCCCUUUAUGAAAUCCUCCUGGAGUUUAUCCCUCUCUGCGUGGGAUUUCACCACUCAGAAGAGCUUAGUGUCAUCUUGGACAUUUUACUGCACACUCCCUCUUCCAGAUUGCUUUUGAAUUUGGUUAAGUAAAACUAACCCUGGCACUGAUUCCUAUGGGGGAAUUCCAUUAUUGAUACCUUUUCUAUCCCGAAAAGUGGUCAUUUAUCCCUAGCCUUUGGCACCAAUUUUUUAUUCUGUUUUUUAUCCAUGAUCGAAUGUACCCUCCCAUCGUAAACACCAGCCUCUUUUAAAAGCCUUUGGUGUGGAACAGUGUCAAAACCGUUUUAAAGUUUAGUUAUAUUGUGCCCACUGGCUCCCCUCUAUCAGUGUACUUACUGACCCUUUCAUAAGAAGUCCACCAAAUUAACGAGGCAUGGUUUCCCCAUCCAGAAACCUUGUUGUGCUUUCUCCAACUGGUUGUGUUUUCCUAGGUGUUCACUGAUCUUAAACUUGAUGACAGAUUAGCGAUUUGCCAAGGAUAGAAGUGAUGAGACUCACCAAACUAUGAUUCCCAGACUCAUCUCUGGAAACCUUCUUCCACAUGGGGGUUAUAUUAGUGAUCCACUGGUCUUCCGGCACCGUGGUUAUGUGUAACAAUAGGUAAUACACUCUUGCUAGCAUUUCUGCAGCUUCCCGUAAUAGUUUAAUCUUCCACAGAUAUGCUGGAAAUACUGAGACUGUUGAAUUGAGCUUGGAAAUUAGACUUCCCAGCCCAUUACAUGCAAUUGAAAAAUAGUUCACGUUUAUAUCAUUUACUGUACAGUUGAAGUAACGUAUUGUUUUCUCUUUAUGACAUAGGUACAUGGGUGAAGUAGCCCUUAAUAUUGUAAACAUCUCAUUUGCUAAUUGAAUCUCAAGGGUAACAGGAAAUACGUUGUUUGCAAGAAUGCAAAAUUAGGGGGAAGAAAGAUAAUAUUGAUUUGCAUCAUCAGUCAGCACUUAAUUACCUCAGUGCAAUCAGUUCAACUAUUUACUAUUCAUUUUCAACCCAGAUGUCAGGGAAUAGCAGAGGUUUACAACUAAAAUGGAACAAAUGUGUUCAUUAAUGAAGGUCUGUUUUCUUUUGGUCUCGAGUCAACUGUAUUCGGCAAGGAGUCUUAUUAAAGUUUCAAGUAAUCCUCAAGAUAAAUGA
Molecule: messenger RNA, 4891 nt
Organism: Ornithorhynchus anatinus (platypus)
Lineage: Eukaryota; Metazoa; Chordata; Mammalia; Monotremata; Ornithorhynchidae
Gene: RFT1
Product: RFT1 homolog
Exons: 13
Coding region: 33-1652 (539 amino acids)
Biological process (GO): glycolipid translocation; dolichol-linked oligosaccharide biosynthetic process
Cellular component (GO): endoplasmic reticulum membrane
Source: RefSeq, a predicted model, not a curated record